This is a messenger RNA of Laccaria bicolor S238N-H82, 2511 nucleotides long. RefSeq lists its product as uncharacterized. The transcript is spliced from 8 exons. Bases 1 to 2511 code for a protein of 836 amino acids. Lineage: Eukaryota; Fungi; Basidiomycota; Agaricomycetes; Agaricales; Hydnangiaceae. The record is from RefSeq and is a predicted model, not a curated record.
AUGACACGCGCUUCGUGGGCUGACAAAGAUCAACAUAAUUGGCUUGAUUCGCGCAAAGCCCAGUUCAUCGAGGUCAAUCAGCGGAAAGCCGCUGCCAAAGAAUUCUUUCCAGAUGUGGUCAAGGACUUCCGCGAAAAAUGGCCUGUGUCCCCAGCCACACCAGAGGAAGUCGAGAAGGCCGGUUCUGAAGAAUCUGCAACGAAGAAGAAGCGCGAGAAGUAUGACAAGCGUGUCCGCGAUUGGUUCCACAACAAUACAAGGAACGUGGCUUCAAACGGGGGCACUCAUGGCAUAUUAAAGGUCAAGGCUAAGCCCAAGAUGCUCCAAGCAUGGCAGGCAUAUCAUGCCCUCACCUAUCAGACGAAAUGGAAACCAUUCAUUCAAGAGAGAUGGACUGCGUACCAGGAGGAAUGGGCUACUGAGCACCCAGAGGAGAGUAAGCCUGCAAAGGGUCGGUUUCAGAUUAUGGUAGAGUUCAUUAAAGAAAAAUACGCCGGAGAGACCCCUGAGAUCAGGGCCGAGUGCGAAGAAUAUCGGAAGAAUCGUCGUGAUGAAACUCCCACAGCCUUGGCCGGUGAAGAGGCAACUAAAAACAUCGAAUUGCAGUCCGCUAUUACAAGACUUCCUCGAUCUCUAGCAGCGAUGGGUGCAUCACUCAUGGAACAGACAGGUUGGAAUAUCACAAUUCUUGCAGGGGGUCCUUCACCUGAACACGAUGGAAUGAUCGUGAGUUUCUUAUCUCAUACUGGAAAGACCAAAUCCGGCGAGACAUUUGAAAAAUUUCUGGGGAAGCAGGAUUACGACGCGUCUCUUUUGCUUCCAUUCGAAAGGUUCCUCAAUUCAUCAUUUUCUGCGGAGGAUUGUGCUUCAUGCCGACUUGUGAAAGUUGAGACAGACGCCGACUUGGAAGUCUCCGAUAAAGAGUGGCACUCAGAGCAGAAAGAGGACGGGGACAACAUGGCGGCAGAAGAUAACGGUGGCGACAACGCAGCUGCGGGCGCGCAUGGAGACCACCACGUAACUGCGACGAAAUCGCACGGCCUUAGUGAAUACGAGAUAAACAAGGCGAAGAAUGUCGCGGAGCUUAAGAGAAAGCUUGCCGAAGUUGAUAAGAAAUACCCCUUCCCCGAGGAAUUGAGAGGAAAGAAAGAGCACAGAAAGCCAGCGAGUAUUAAGAAAGGCAAAGCACCAGAGGGGGAAGUCGUUCGACGAGGGUCAACAAGAAUCAAAGAUCAGGCGAAUUCUUCGACCACAGCCGUUCUGUCUUUGAUAACCCCAACAUCCGAGUCUCAGCCCACGGUCCCUAUCAGCAUUGUGGCCCCCCUUGACCACCAGAAUGAACUCCCAACAGAGGAGUUGGCUCUGUCCGUUGCUCUUCCAGUCAGCGCUCAAACCCCCGGUGCUUCAGCUUUGGCCAUCGACUCUGGACCCACAUCCAUCUACAACUCGGAACCCACGCCUGCGCCUAUGGGCUUGGAUCUCGCUCAUUCGACGUCUCUUACCCACUUCCCCGCCACUCCGAUCUCCGUUGGUGAUUCAUCUAAUAUCGGUGGAGAGCUCGCCCAUUUGACCAUUGAUUCCGGACCCACGUCUAUCACCAACUCUGAUUCCGCACCUGCGCCUGUGAGCUUGGAUCUCGCCCAUACGACAUCUCUUACCCUCUCCCCCGCCACUCCAAUCUCCGUUGGUGAUUCAUCCAACAUCGGCGGAGAGUUCGCCCGUCAGCCAACGGAACUUUCUCAAGAGAAACCCGCUUCGAGUGAACUGACAUGUCCUAUUGGUGGUCCAUCCAAUAUCGGCGGAGAUCUCGCUCAUCAGUCGACGGAACCUGCUCAAGAGAAACCCACCGGCGGCGAACGCAAUAGUGACACCGAUGACAGCGAGUUACCAUCGUAUCUCGUUCUGAUGAUUGGCUACCUGCGUGGUGUAGCCGCGGAUCGAGUGUGGCAGGAUUUGGUGACAAAUCUUGUCGGUUUUGAGAAGUUUGGUCAUCCCGCGAAUGGUAAUCUGUCGACGAAAUCGCGACCACAAGAGAUCUCCGACUGGGUUAGAAGCAAGAAGAAGGACGUCGUUCCUUCCAUCAAGCAAGAUGUGUAUGGUCCUCACUUUAUGGAAUGGUGGGGAGGACUCCAGCCUUCCUGGCGCCAGUUCCAAGGUGCAAACGGCCCACUCGACCUUGUUCGCGAAACUCCGAAGGCCGAAACGUGGGUGGCUUUGAAGAAAGGGGGCACAUCAGGCAUUUACGUUGUGGUGAUGGGUCUUUCGUGGUGGAUCAAGAGCCAGCAAAACGAACGUGAUGCCAAUGCAUGGGCUGUCGUGGAUGACCUCUCCUGGGUUAUCCGGCAGAUGACGGAUGGUCAGGAUUCUCUCGCAUUGACCGUUCAGAAGCGGCACCGUGAUGAUGACUGUCAGGGCAAUGAGGUGGAAGAUCAGCCUCUGCAGAAACGGAGAGAAUACAUUGGUCUUAUGGUGAUGGUCUGGCAUUUCUGCAAAUUCUUUGUGCUUGGCUGA